Molecule: messenger RNA, 459 nt
Organism: Kluyveromyces marxianus DMKU3-1042
Lineage: Eukaryota; Fungi; Ascomycota; Saccharomycetes; Saccharomycetales; Saccharomycetaceae
Gene: FCY1
Product: cytosine deaminase
Exons: 1
Coding region: 1-459 (152 amino acids)
Cellular component (GO): nucleus; cytoplasm
Molecular function (GO): diaminohydroxyphosphoribosylaminopyrimidine deaminase activity; zinc ion binding
Source: RefSeq, a predicted model, not a curated record
AUGGCUGAAUGGGAUCAAAAGGGUAUGGACAAAGCCUAUGAAGAGGCUGCCAUUGGAUACAAGGAGGGAGGUGUUCCAAUCGGUGGAUGUUUAAUCGAUAAUUUGACCGGUGAGAUUUUAGGCAGUGGACACAACAUGAGAUUCCAAAAAGGAUCGCCUACUUUGCACGGUGAGACUUCUACUUUAGAAAAUGCCGGUAGACUAAAGGGGAGUGUUUACAAGCAUUGUACUAUGUACACUACCUUAUCUCCAUGUGAUAUGUGCACGGGUGCUAUUCUUCUUUAUGGAAUUGGCCGUGUUGUCAUUGGUGAAAACGUCAACUUCAAAAGCCCUGGCGAAGAGUAUCUAACCAGCAGAGGUGUGGAGUUGAAGGUUGUAGAUGACAAACGCUGUAUCGAUAUAAUGAAGGAGUUCAUUGAAAAGAGACCAGAAGACUGGUACGAAGACAUUGGCGAAUAG